GCCGCGUUUCAGAACAUGGGUUCUUCAUUGACCCAGCCUUUUGACGAGUUCAAGUUCCCCGCACCUCCCGCCUCACCACCCAAGCCUGCGCCCCCAGCUACUCCCGAAGCGCCGACCUCUCCGGAGCAAGCCCCGCUACUUAAAAAGUGCUGGAGUUGUCGCGUGCUCUCUGGGUUUGGGCUGAUGGGGGCGGGCGGGUACGUGUACUUGGCGGCGCGGAAGCCCAUGAAGCUGGGAUACGCCCCGGGUCCAGGGACUAUUACGCAGAUGGUCAUCGGCAUCAGCAUUUUCUGCUGGGGUGUAGUUGUCCUGACAGACCCCAAAGGAAAGUCCUACCGGACUGGUUGAAGGAACCACCUGUGAAUUUGUCUUCUCUCAUCCCUGUCCCUGUGACACACAGAGCAAGCUUGGGGUUUAUGGAUGUUCUAGACAGACAUCUGGACAUGGACAGACUUCAGUACUGUGGAUACUAUAAGACUGAAAAGACAAUCAUAGGCUUGUCAUUCUUUGUGCAUAUUCAUGGCCUUCGCAGAUUUCACAGGGACCAAUAAAUCCCUCAGAG
Messenger RNA from Propithecus coquereli (Coquerel's sifaka), 562 nucleotides. RefSeq names its product transmembrane protein 261 (gene DMAC1). NCBI's taxonomy places the organism in Eukaryota, Metazoa, Chordata, Mammalia, Primates, Indriidae. The coding region runs from base 16 to 348 and encodes 110 amino acids. The transcript has 2 exons. The record is from RefSeq and is a predicted model, not a curated record.